Exophiala xenobiotica is the source of this 555-nucleotide messenger RNA. RefSeq lists its product as uncharacterized. Lineage: Eukaryota; Fungi; Ascomycota; Eurotiomycetes; Chaetothyriales; Herpotrichiellaceae. The coding region runs from base 1 to 555 and encodes 184 amino acids. The record is from RefSeq and is a predicted model, not a curated record. The transcript has 2 exons.
AUGGACAACAGGAUUCAAGAAAUUCGCCACGCCGAGGAAGCCAAUGGCAACUUCGAUCGGUCAUGGAGAGAGGAGCAAUUGAGCGAGAAGAAGUUGAGCGUGGCCGCGCACGACUUUACCAGAGACGAGAAAGAGAUGACCAUUCGCGAAGCCAUUGUGGCGAACAAGAAAGCAAUUUUCUGGAGUUUGGUCAUCUCUACAUGCGUUAUCAUGGAAGAAUACGACACGAAUCUCUUGGGCAAUUUCUACGCAUAUCUCUAUUACACCAUGGUCGGCCAUGUACUGACCAUCGCUUCUACGGUCCAGCUCCAUAUUCUCCUGUUUAGCUCGGAUGAAGAGCAAACACAGGCCGCGCGAGGGCGGCUCGAGAAAAACUUCGAACUCUUGACGUGCCUACAAAGGCGCUGGCCGGCGCUGGAUAUCAGUUUCGCACGCUUUCGAGAAUUCCACAGGGCGUGCCAGAACUAUAAAGAGACCUCCUUUCGUAUGGAUAAAUGGUUGCUACGAUUCCUAUUCGAAUUUGCUAAACCCGUCGGCGAGAAAGAUCCGAAUUAA